Molecule: messenger RNA, 2121 nt
Organism: Lachancea sp. 'fantastica'
Lineage: Eukaryota; Fungi; Ascomycota; Saccharomycetes; Saccharomycetales; Saccharomycetaceae
Source: the annotation of a GenBank genome assembly
AUGGUGGAGCUGUCAUUGAGAAAAGCUAGAACGAAUUGGAAGCAACGUUCUUCGCCAACUAGAACGAACGGUUCAAGUGUGAAUGCUAGCAAUACAACGGUAAAGACAAAUCCUUAUCAGAACUUCAAGGACGCCACUAACUAUGCCCAGCUUCCAACGAUAGACUCAAAGGAGCGUGACAAAGUGGGAACCUUGAUGCAGAGAAGACUUUCUUUCCACGCUCCAAAAUAUGGUGGUGCUCCGGCAGACUAUUCAGCAGAGCCUUUGCCGUAUAGUCUAGAUGCAGAGCAGCAAUCAUCCCACAUGCGUAUCAACGACCUUAAGGCCACUUCUAGACAGAAUAGAUCCACUUCGAGUGUUGGACCCCAUAGAGUUGGACAGAAACAGUCUCACAGAGCUCCCCUACGUCAAAUUUUGAGUGAUCGCGCUUUUGAAGCCAAGGAAUACGUGUCCAGCACAUUGGGAAACGCUGGAGCACUUGAAAUUGAUCAAUUCACUUCGGAGCUGAAUGAUUUGGCGUUAGAGGUCACAGAUGAGAUCAAAGAAAACAUCUCAAAGUCAUACACUCAGGUUUUGCAAGUCAAUCGGGACCUCAGCAGUGCUUCUACAGAACUUAGACAGUUGAGAACAAAUGUUGUAGAGCUUCAGGAGGUGAUGGAAGAAUUGGUCACCAUGGCAGAAAAACGGUUGCAGCUAGAACGAGAUCCGCCCCAAACUGCAAACGUCGAAUCACAAUCACAACAACAACACUCACUACUUCCUCCAGCGAACGCCUCAAGGCGGCGGGAUCGAACGAGUGUUUUUAUGCUUGAGAAAAUGUGGAAGAGUGAGCUCUCGACUUUGUUCAGGGCAGUCGAAGGAGCCCAAAAGUUCAUAGCUCCUCUUCCGGGACGACACAUUAUUUUAGAGUCGAGUGAUUGGUACGAAAUAAACGCUGCCACGCUGAAGCCCUUGAAAGUGAUCCAUCUCUUUCUACUGAACGACAUGAUAAUGAUAGCGACCAAAAAUCAGGAGAACAAACAGCACGAGCUAAUAGUAUGCUAUUGUCAUACUCUGAAAGAUACAACCAUCAAUCCUCAAACUAAAAACAGAAUUUCGCUAGAUUUUGCAAGUCGCCGACAAUGUCUGAUACAAACGCAGAAGAGUCGAGAAUACGAGCGCAUUGUGUCUGCUGUGCGCGGUGCCAAGGAUGAUUUAAAUGUCAUUUCCCAGGCAGAAGAAGAAAACACGCGUAAGAUCAGAGACUCAUUCACAUAUUUACAGGCCACACAGAGCACUCCAGGAAGAGAUUUGACGCUCAGUCCUACGAAGGGCCACGCCCGAAACACCAGUUUGGGAAAUGCAGCGUCAGGGCCUCAAAACGACGCAAACGACUCGUUUGCGUUACAUGCUUUAAGCUCUUCCUUGAAGUAUCCUUCGCAGGCGGUAGGAGGAAAACGCAAUGCAGGGGUUCUUGGGCAUUUGGACGACGUAGUGGAUAAUUUCGACAUUGUUUUCGCUAGGCGUAAUUUCAAGGCUGCUAUUCAACAUUUACGGAAACUGGAGCAAUCCCUGGCGUCCCUCGAUAAAGACGGCGGUCAAGAAAAUCGAAUACUAUUGAAUCUAAUCCGUUUGAAAGUGGUAAGUCGCAAGGACCUCUUGGCAGGGAAAUUGACACAGUUAAUAUCCACCGAGAUCUCAAACUAUUCCAAUUUGCUUGAUUACGUUCGCAAUCUAAUAGCCUUGGACUACAAAUACGACGCUCUGGAUCUCUUUCUACAGAACAGAACGAAGUACAUCAACGAGUUAGUGUUGAAGGUUGGAACUUUUCAGAGUCCCACGCAUUACCUCACUCAAAUCGCUGUUAUUCGAUUCCAAACCCUAAAGACAGUAAUUGCUAGUGUCAAAGAGCUUUUCGAAAGCAAAAGUGACAGUUUUUCAUCGACGUUGGUUAGCUGGUGCAGCAACGAAGUGGAUCAGCACUUUGUCCUGAUCAACAAACAUUUUAUGAGCAUUGAAGCAAUUCCACCUUCUUCGAUCAAAUCUUCAAGAAGGCAGAUAGACGAACUGAAAUCCGUGGGUAUGGACUUCGUUUACAAACUUGACGAUUUUAUUCGCAAGAAUGCGGAGCGCAUUGAAUAG